Molecule: messenger RNA, 321 nt
Organism: Dovyalis caffra
Lineage: Eukaryota; Viridiplantae; Streptophyta; Magnoliopsida; Malpighiales; Salicaceae
Source: the annotation of a GenBank genome assembly
AUGCCUACACCGACACGUAGUAGAUCUGUUGAUCAGACGGCAGAGAAGAAGAAUCGUUUGUAUAUGGGACGGUUAAAAGAGGGACAGAAACAGGAGAGAAAUGGAUUGCGAAGACGAAGAAAGGGAUUGAAAAAAGUAAAAAUAGCUUCUUUAAAAAUUGAUUUUUCUAUGAAAGUUAUUUUCCAUCAAAUGAUGGAGCCCGAAGCACUACGCCAAGGUUUCGGUCCGAAUUUUGCAAAAGGUCUCAAUCGGCCUAAAAGCCAAGCUAGGGAGAGAAAUGCCCGCAACAACAAAAAUGACAAGCCUAGCCUAUACGCAUGA